Messenger RNA from Cavia porcellus (domestic guinea pig), 2844 nucleotides. RefSeq names its product ATP-dependent DNA helicase DDX11-like. The record is from RefSeq and is a predicted model, not a curated record. Lineage: Eukaryota; Metazoa; Chordata; Mammalia; Rodentia; Caviidae. Gene Ontology annotation, molecular function: ATP binding; hydrolase activity, acting on acid anhydrides, in phosphorus-containing anhydrides; DNA helicase activity. Gene Ontology annotation, biological process: nucleobase-containing compound metabolic process; establishment of sister chromatid cohesion. Gene Ontology annotation, cellular component: nucleus.
UCGUGGUCUGUGCUGCUGUGAUUUGCGGCUGAGGGGGCGCGCGAUUCCAAUUCAGUCUGGUGUCCCAGGAUCUCGCUCUCUCCACUGGACCCAGCCCAGCGGUCCUGCCCUGAGGGAGGACAGUAAGCACGGUGGCGGAGCUGAAGACUGGAGAACCGGUUGAGGAAGGUCAGACGCCGGCAUACGUGAACCAUGGCUGAUAAAAUCCAGGAAUCCAGUGGCAUUGAUUUCCCCUUUCCCCUCCCACCCUACUCCAUCCAGAAGGACUUCGUGGCAGAUCUGUAUCAUGUGCUGGAGGCUGGCAAGAUCAGGAUAUUUGAGAGUCCCACUGGCACGGGAAAGUUCCUGACUCUCAUCUGCAGGGCUCUGAACUGGCUCCGUGACUUUGAACAGAAGAAACAGCAGGAAAAGGUGUGCUGCCUCCUGGCUCCUGGAACCCAGCCCCUGCCUGAGGGCCAGGACUUGCUUCCUGCAGCCCCAUCUUCCUGCCCGGCGCCCCCCACUGCCCUGAGGCCUGGAGGAGAGCUGGACUGGGUCACCCAGUUUGUGCAGAGGAAGGAGGACAGGGAGCUGGCAGAGCAAGUGAAGGCGAGUCUGGGUGGGAUCCUGGGGUUGGUGCAGUGGCCUCUGUCCUCCCCCACUCACCUUGCACCCUGCACUUGGCAUUGGCCCGAGGCAGCAGAAGGAGGGGCUGCUGCGGCCCCCAUGCUCUGGAGGCCAGUAGGGGUCCCCACAGGAGUCUCCUCAAGGCUGUGUUCCCCAGGAAGAGCAGAGCAGAAGGAGGAAGCGAGAGGAGCGGCUGCAGCAGACCCGCCACAGUGCACAGUUCAAGCGUACAGCCCAACGCCAGGCAGGAGGAGGAGUGGUGGCCUUCAGCUGGUGGUGCUGCCCUACCCGAUGCUGUUGCAUGCGGCCACUCGACAGGCUGCGGGCAUCCAGCUGCAGAGCCAGGUCGUCAUCAUCGACAAGGCACACAACUUGAUCGACACCAUCGCAGACAUACACAGCACGGAGGUCAGUGGGUCCCAGGUGGAGGAGUCUAAAAACCCUGUAGGUGCGCGCCACCCAGGGCCCAGGCUUAUCCUCUACUCACCUGUCCUGCAGCACUGUAUCGGAGAACGUCGUCCACUGCCGCGUCCCGGGGUUGAUCAGUUCCCCGUACGGGCCACCAGAUGUCGGUGUCGCUCCCGGCCGGCAGGAAGAACACACAACAGAAUCUGGCAGUGGUUAAGCUUCCUUUUAUUUUCUCUCCGUGCAGUCUGCCCCGGGAUCCCUCCCGGCCGAAGCCUCUACCGGUCCGCUGCCCGCGGCUCCUUCAGUGCUUCCUCCUCCAAAUGGGAGAGGCAGCAGCUUAUAGGCUGCAUGACCGCUGCGCAUGGUGAUCUAGCGCUGCUGCGGCUCCCAACAGACCACUGGCUUCACACCAGCGGAGCAGGGUCCCAGCUCUGCCAGGCACUCUCCCAGUUGCUGCAGUACAUGGAGCGGUACAGGAAGCGUCUGAAAGCCAAGAAUCUGAUGUACAUCAAGCAGAUCCUGUAUUUGCUGGAGCAGUUUGUGACCAUGCUGGGAGGGAAUAUCAAGCAGAACCCCAACACACAGAGCCUCUCACAGACAGAGACUGAGCUGAAGACCAUCAGCGACUUACUCUUUCAGAGCCAGGUGGACAACAUCAACCUGUUCAAGCUCCCACCGCCGCCAGAGGAGGCUGAGGUUAAGGUCAUGUGCGCUGCUUCCCCACUGAUGCAUGAAGGCUUCCUUGCAGCCUUCACCACUGCCAACCAGGAUGGCAGAGUCAUCCUGAGCCGCCAAGGCAGCCUCAGCCAGAACAGCCUCAAAUUCUUGCUCCUAAAUCCAGCCAUGCAGUUUGCCCAGGUGAUGGAAGAAUGCCGGGCAGUGGUCAUUGCAGGGGGCACCAUGCAGCCGGUGUCUGACUUCCGGGAGCAGCUGCUGGCCUGGGCUGGGACGCAAUCAGAGCACGUUGUAGAGUUUUGCUGUGGUCACGUUAUCCCACCAGACAACAUCCUGCCCCUGGUCCUCUGCAGUGGGCCCACCGGCCAGCAGCUGGAGUUCACCUUCCAGCAGAGAGAGCUGCCUGCAAUGAUGGUGGAGACAGGACGCAUUCUCUGCAACCUGUGCAACGUGGUCCCUGGGCGGCUGGUCUACUUCUUCCCUUCCUAUGAGUACCAGCGCCAGGUCCUUGCCCACUGGGACAAGAGUGGUCUGCUGGCCCGCCUGACUGUCAGGAAAAAGCUCUUCCAGGAGCCAAAGAGAGCCAGCCAAGUGGAGCAGGUCCUGGCUGAGUAUUCCAAAUGCAUUAAGAGGUGUGGACAGGCAGGAGGCCCAGUGACUGGGGCCCUGCGCCUCUCUGUGGUGGGAGGGAAGAUGAGUGAAGGGAUCAACUUCACAGACGGCCUGGGCCAGUGUAUGGUAAUGGUGGGCAUGCUCUACCCCAACAUCCGGUCUCCCAAGCUGCAGGAGAAGAUGGCCUACUUGGAUCAGCACCUUCCCAGGAGCCCAGGGCAGGUGCCCGUGGAGAAGGCACUGCUGGAGAACCUGUGCAUGAAGGCUGUCAACCAGUCCAUCAGCAAGGCUAUCCGACACCAGAGGGACUUCACCAACAUCAUGCUCCUGGACCAGCGCUACACGGGGCCCCCAGUGCUGGAAAAGCUGCCAACCUGGAUCCGAGACCGUGUGGAGGUCAAAGCCACCUUUGGUGCUGCGUUCCCUGCACUGCGGAAGGUCAGGCCGGCCCUCUCCUUCCUCGGCUCCCAGUACCCCAGUCUGAGAGUUGGCUGCUCUUUCCCUGUGCCUGCAGUUUCACUGGAGAAGGCGGGGCCCUCCUGA